Branchiostoma floridae (Florida lancelet) is the source of this 3025-nucleotide messenger RNA. Its product is annotated as excitatory amino acid transporter 1-like. Lineage: Eukaryota; Metazoa; Chordata; Leptocardii; Amphioxiformes; Branchiostomatidae. The transcript has 12 exons. The record is from RefSeq and is a predicted model, not a curated record. Gene Ontology annotation, molecular function: neutral L-amino acid transmembrane transporter activity; glutamate:sodium symporter activity; L-glutamate transmembrane transporter activity. Gene Ontology annotation, biological process: L-glutamate transmembrane transport. Gene Ontology annotation, cellular component: plasma membrane. The coding region runs from base 166 to 1710 and encodes 514 amino acids.
CUGGGCGUCUCUGUCACACCAGUCCUACUGCCCCUGUGGAACCAGUCAGAUUAACGUCACUCACCAUUGUUCCACUGACUAUCUCCAGAACCAGGCAGACAGUGUCACAGUGUCGGGUCAAAACUUGGCCAUAUUCGAAGGACACAAAGAAAGUGGAGAAGAAGCAUGACUAGGCCAGACGAGAUCGAGGAUGUGGACCCCGGGCCUUCUCGGGGACAGAUGUGCAAGCACGCUCUCAAGGAAAACCUCCUCCUGCUCCUGACCAUCCUGGGAGUGGGGCUGGGGAUCCUCAUGGGGUUCCUCAUGCGCAUGGCCAACCUGUCUGAUGAGAACAUCGACUAUUUCUCCUUCCCGGGGGAGCUGUUCAUCAGGAUGCUGAAGAGCAUGAUCCUGCCGCUCAUCCUCUGCAGUAUCAUCUCUGCCCUGGCCGCUCUGGACGCCAAGACCUCCGGCAGGCUGGGAGGGCGUGCGGUGGCGUACUACGCCGGCACCACUCUGAUCGCCGUUAUCAUAGGCAUCAUCCUAGUGGUGAGCAUCCACCCUGGGAAGGGCGAUCCCAGCAAGAUCGAGAGGGCGGGCAGUUCCCGCAGGGUCAGCGCUGCAGAUUCCUUCCUGGACCUCAUCAGGAAUAUGUUUCCAGACAACAUUGCGCAGGCCUGCUUCCAGUCGUACAACACGCAGAUCGUGGCACAAACCAAGCCAAACCCGGCCUACACCCCUCCCAACAUCACCGCCACGGCCGCCGCCUUCACCACCAUGAUGACUAACGUUACCGCCAUCCCAGAGGAGAUCACGGUGUAUGUGAAGCAAGGAGGCUAUCUGAACCGUUUGAACGUUCUGGGCAUCAUCACCUUCUCCAUCUUCUUCGGGGUGGUGUUGGGCCGUAUGGGCGAGAAGGGCAAGCCUCUGGUCCAGGUCUUCACCAUCUUCAACGACUGUAUCAUGACGCUGGUCUACCUCAUCAUGUGGUACUCUCCCAUCGGCAUCAUGUUCCUCAUCGCAGGUAAGAUCAUGAAGAUGAUCGACCCGCUCAAGCUGGUGGGGCAGCUCGGCAUGUACAUGGUCACGGUCAUCGUCGGACUGGCCAUUCACGGCUUCAUCAUCCUCCCCGGGCUCUACCUGAUCUUCACCCGGAAGAACCCGUUCAAGUACAUCGCUGGGAUAGGCCAGGCCCUGGUCACGGCGUUUGGUACCGCCUCCAGCUCCGCUACUCUACCCGUGACCAUCCGGUGCCUUGAGGACAAGAACGGCGUGGAUCCGCGCGUGGCCCGCCUGGUGCUGCCGGUGGGAGCCACCAUCAACAUGGAUGGCACUGCGCUGUACGAGGCCGUCGCCUCCAUCUUCAUCGCCCAGGUCAACGGCAUCACACUCAACUUCGGACAGAUCGUCGCCAUCAGCGUCACCGCGACUGCUGCCAGCGUGGGGGCUGCCGGGAUACCGUCAGCUGGGCUCAUCACCAUGGUGAUCGUGCUGACGGCUGUGGGGCUGCCGAUCGAGGACAUCACCCUGCUGUUUGCUAUUGACUGGCUCCUGGAUCGCUUCCGGACUGCCACCAAUGUGCUGGGAGACUCCAUCGGCGCGGGGAUCAUCGACCACAACGUGCGCGGCACACUGCCGCCCCUGGAUAAGAAGUACGAGGAGGCCAUGAUGGGGCGUCCUCCUGCUUACGAUGAUGGCGGCAGGCCGGAGAUGGAGGUCACUCCGCUGUAGGCUGUGACGUCAUCUCCAAGCACAUCUUGGGAUGGAAGAUUGUAGCGUUUUUUUUUUUUGACAGUUUCUUAUUCCAUGCAUGUUGGGGUUCUAACAUUCACCGACGAAGAGCCUCGUCCUUUCCGCUCAAACUUAAAGUUUGUGUGUUUGGCCUCCAACCGGCUGUCAACUAAUCAGAGAAUCGGAUUUACCUAUAAAAGAAGACACUUAGGACGUUCUCUGAUUGACUGACAUCUUCUUAGAGACCAUGCCCAUAAUGUAAAGACAUCAGCCCGUUUGUAUUACAUAGUCCGCAAGCGAAGCGCUGUACAUGCGUAGAUGAAUGGGUCAGGGUAGUGGUUGUAAAAAAAACAGCACGAUUUUCUAGCCCAACACCUGUACGGAGAUACACUGUGGCGUUUGUGGGGAGAUUUUUUCAAUGAGAAGAGUCAAUGGAAGAUAGAUUUUAUAAGAGAGAGGAGAGUGGGUCACGAUGUUGACGGACGUUGUAUGAGAGGAUAUAGACAAGAUGUGGGUAGACAGUACACAGGAUGGUCAGGUGUUCCUGACCAUCCUGUUCCAAAACCAAUUUAUUGAGAACAUGUGCAAAGGAGAAGGCCAGUUUGUAACGAUUAAACAAAACAUUUCAUAUAUUUUUAUGUCUUUACUUCAAAACAACAUUACGCACGUGUUAUUAGAUAAUAACCAGAUAUAUAAAACACCCGCACAGACACACACACACGCCACGCGCGCACGUGCUUGCACACACACACACCACACACACACACACACACACACACACACAGACAAACAUGGUUUCGGUGAAAGUUGUAACGUAACAUAAUCGCAUUUUACACAAAAUAUUCAAAUUAUCCUACUUAUAUGUAUUUGGAUUUGUUUUUAAUUUCAAUUUUAUCCCCAAUUUAAUUUGCAACUUCGAUAUCGUUAAAGGUUUUUAGUGGUUAUAAUACAUGAUUGUCGGUGGCAUAUCAUCCUCUCGUACUGUAUUUUUGACGAUAUAACUUACAUCUAAUAUUUUGAUAAUAUAGCUUACAUCUAAUCACAACCCAUAUCGCACAGGGCAAUGUUAUAGAAAAAGAUAUCCGGAGCAAGGUGUACACUUAUGUUAAUUAAUGUUAACAUGCGCACUACGUACUUCAAUGGCGGUGUAUAUGUAUCUUUCAGUACGUUCCAUAACUGCGUUUUACGAUGCUGCCCAAUAAAGCUGAACAAAGUAGCUAGCUGGGAACUUUCUCAAUAUUGAUAGUUUAACCUGUUGAUCUAUGAUUGUCUAUCGGUGUCCUCUUGGUUUAGAAUAAACUCCUCUUGCAUGCAA